AUGGAUCAGACGGCCAAUCACUUUCUGCUGGCGUUCGUGAGCGUCCUCAACUUGAUGACGCUUUGCACCUCAAAGUUGUCAAACACAGUGACUACAGUCUACGAGCCGUCUCAGUGUGGCGACGGUUACGCCAUGCCUUCCAACUUACGACUAGGCACAGUCAUGCUGGAUCCCAGAGGAAAAAUGAUCCGUUGCUUAGAAAAAUGCAUCAACAACCCGCAUUGCCAUUCUAUGGACGUGGAGACGAUGUCAGACGGUUCUCGGGCCUGUCACAUGAAUUCCCGAGCAGCGGGGAUCUAUGCUCUUUGGGUGGAACAGCAGUUGAUUGGGACGUACUCUCACUUCGAAAUGGCAAGUGAUGGUCAAUCCACGACUUCGUGCACAAUUCCAGGCAUUUGCCCUCCUGGCUGGUACAACGCCGACUCGGCACAUGACGUGUCAUGUGACUGGUGCGUGACCAGCACGCGCCAAAUGAACUGCACGACAUGUCCGGCGGGCUACGUCCAGUUCUCCGCAGGGAUGACCGACUGCGACAUAUGUCCGGUUGGUUACUACAGCCGAGGCGGUCAACAGAACUGCACCAUAUGCCCGGCCGGGUAUUUCCAGAACACAACUGGACAGGGGUCUUGCAUGGCGUGUCCAGAGGGCACUUUCCAGCCCCAUAGUGGCAGUGCGGAGUGUACACUGUGCCCCGUUGAUACGUUCAGUAAUGUGACGGGAUCUGUCAGCUGUCAGGCGUGCCAAUCCGGAUACCAGGCCACGGAGCCAGGGUCUACCCAGUGUGAAAUUGCUCUCCAACAGCAGUACCGUCUCGCAGGAGGCAGUAACUCGAACGAAGGCCGAGUAGAGGUCUUCUACAACGGCGAGUGGGGCACUGUCUGCGACGACGCGUUCGCGGACGUAGACGCCCAAGUGGUCUGCCGGUCGUUGGGGCUGCCCUUCAGCAACGCCAUGCAGCACCAGUCUGCGCAUUUCGGUCAGGGCACGGGGAGUAUAAUGCUGGACAACGUGGAAUGCCAAGGCGACGAGAUGGAGAUUGCGGUGUGCACACAUAACGGCUGGCUGUCACACAACUGUGGUCACGGGGAGGACGUCGGCGUCACGUGCUCGUAGACGUUGUCUAAAGACUUAAUUGAUUGAAUCUCAAAGGUUGUUACAAAAUGUACAUUUGAUACUAGGCUAAAUUAGAAAGAGACGGAUUGAGUGUAAUAUACUGGAAUGCUACACAGCCUGCAUACAUGAAAAAUAUGUUAGAGAAUGUUCACUAAUUUAAACAACCACAUGUACAACAGGUUCACGAUCACCACAAUUAAUUUUACCGAACAAUACCCGCAAAGAAACUUUAGCAUGUCAUCUAUAAUAUUACUACGUACGGAUUACGGGCUUACAUGCGUAUGACGUAACAAAUUUUCUCAAAAGUUUCAGUUUGAAAAAAAAAUAGGUAGAGACGAAGAAGCCGUGAAUCCGAACAAUUUCGUUCCAUCCCUCGUUAUCACAGCCUGUCUCCGGACGAACAGCGCAGAAAAAGGAACAUACUGUCAGUAUACAUACACCGUACAUGUCGUGUGGCAAAUGUACCCUAGCUUUAGGGAUUAUUGGCAGGAUUUUGCAGAAUUUACAUAUUGCAAUCAAGUUUUUUUUUUCUUUUUUUAUGAAAUUAACUGAAAUGUUAAAAGUGAAAUGUACACCGCAUGUUGUUUGUGUACGGUUUCAUCACGCUCCCUUGGCAACCAGGACUCGACGUCACCCUAUCCACACAUCGUUGU
This is a messenger RNA of Lingula anatina, 1766 nucleotides long. RefSeq lists its product as uncharacterized. Lineage: Eukaryota; Metazoa; Brachiopoda; Lingulata; Lingulida; Lingulidae. Gene Ontology annotation, cellular component: membrane. Gene Ontology annotation, biological process: cell-cell junction maintenance. The record is from RefSeq and is a predicted model, not a curated record.